AUGAAAUUACUAACACAGGAAGCCGGGCGAUGUACAACAAACCAUCCACCUACACGAACAGCUCAACCUGAACAAAGUUCAGGUGUAGACAUGGAUGCUGAUGCCGGGUUGAUAGCAAGUCGGCAUACGGAACAUAAAGGUUUCCAGAUAAAGGUUAAAGUCAGAGAGUGUGGGACACUUGCAGUGACUGAAACAAAGGACAUGAUGUGUGGCCCAGACCAGUGUACACCUUCAGUUGUGAAGAGUUUCCAAUUCCCAGAAAAUGCCUGCUAUGAUGACCCAGCUGAACAGUCUGACGAGGAGUAUGUCGACAAUGUGGAAGAAGACCCAGACUGGGAGCCAUCUGCUGAUGACUUGGCAGAUCUAGACGAGGAUAAAGAUGAUGAUGAAAACGCAACUGUUUGGCACGACUGUAUAGAAGACCAUGCACCAGACCUAAUGAAAGAAGAAAAAUUCAUUGUUUUUCAGAGUUGUCUUCUGUCUCUGUUAAGGUUGUGCCACAUAUGUUCCGCGGUGUGUAGCAACAUUAAACAGAAAGUGGUGGGCAGCAUGGUAAUUUUUGAAAGUGUUUGUGAAACUGGACAUUCAAGGAUCUAG
Molecule: messenger RNA, 597 nt
Organism: Mercenaria mercenaria
Lineage: Eukaryota; Metazoa; Mollusca; Bivalvia; Venerida; Veneridae
Exons: 4
Coding region: 1-597 (198 amino acids)
Source: RefSeq, a predicted model, not a curated record